UACCCUCGCCUCGCCAUGGCGCCGCGGGGCCACCACCUGACGGAGGUGGCCCUCCUCGCGUCCGCCUCGGGGUGUCUCGCGGCCGCGGGCGCCGGCGAGCGGGAGGGGUGGCUGGACGACCCCGCGGUGGUCGCCUCGCUCGGGCCCCGCGCCCGCGACCUCGCCGUGGCCAGCGCCGCGCGGUCCGUGCUGGCGAUAGUCCCGAUCGCUGGCGCCGGUGGCGGCGGGAUCACGGUGAAGCCCGCCCUGGGGCCCGACGAGGGCCGGAUCUCCGCCGUGGAGUGGGUCCCGCUCGACGUGGGGGCUGCCGAAGGGGAGGAGGGAGUGGCCCUCGCGGUUGGCACCGAUGCUGGGUGGAUCCUCUUCUACACGCUCGCCGGCGAUCUCCUGCAUAAGCAGAGUAUAUAUCCUGCAAAGAUACUGAAGCUUAACUUCAGUGAGAGGAAGGAAAAUGCUUGGGAAGAUUCGGGUUCAGAUGAGCUUUCCGUGAUUUUUCCUGGUGUUAUUGCGCGUUGCGAUGGUGCUGAUCUUCAGAUCAUGCUUCAAAAAUCAUUUCAAGAGGUGAAACCACGCAUGUGGAAAGAUAAGUUUGAACAAGAAGAUGCCGAUGACGAGAGUUCUUUUGAAAGGAUGCCUCUUCAGAUUUGGAAUGUGAGCAAGUUUGGUUCUUCUGCCGAUGCUGCAAUUGUUGGGCUAAUGCCACCUCCCCUGUUAGAACUUCAGUCGAGUCAGCGCCACUACUGUGCCAUUACAGUUGGAGAGGAUGCUGUCGUUUCAGCAUAUAGGUUAUCAGAAGACAGAGGCAGGUCAUUAGUUGGAGCAAUUUUGUCAAGAGGUGUAGCUGCAACAUUUUCGACAAUAUCAUCUUUGUCCAAAAUUCUGUGGCGGAGUGAACCAUCACCAACGAAGAAGCCACGGCCAAAGCCUCAAUCCUUUGCAAAAACAUCACCUCUAACAUGCUUGAAAGAUUCACCAAGGAAGGGGGAACGGCUUACACUCUCCCCAAGUGGUACAUUGGCUGCAAUAACUGAUUCUCUUGGACGGAUUCUACUGCUAGACACUCGUGCCCUUGUUGCUGUGAGGUUAUGGAAGGGCUACCGUGAUGCUUCUUGUCUUUUUGUGGAGAUGCUCCUGAACAAAGACAAGGCAUCAUCGAGCUCAACACACUUGGAAUAUACAAAGAGUGACUAUUGCCUGUGCCUAGCAAUCCAUGCCCCAAGAAAAGGCAUAAUUGAGGUUUGGCAGAUGCGCACUGGGCCACGUAUCCUAGCCAUCCCAUGCCCCAAGGGAAGCAGAAUUUUGCAGCCGUCGACGAGAUUCUCCUCAUCGGUGUUCUCAUCGUAUACCCCGUUGGAGGUUUACUUGUUCAAUGGAGACUCUGGGCAGUUGUCUGUUUUGAAUAGGCAUAUUGGAUAGGAAUUUCUCAGUUGUUUUCUUGUUGUACAUUAUUAAAUGAUCUCCGGCGAUGUACAGUGUUUAUUUUAUUUUGUGGAUGGCCAGGUGAUUAUGGUUCUGCUGGUGAAGUUAUAAAUGGAAGCAGGUUUUGUCUGAUUUGAUCCAGUGAAUAAAUAAAGUUGGUUGUGUGAUUC
Lolium rigidum is the source of this 1589-nucleotide messenger RNA. Its product is annotated as rab3 GTPase-activating protein non-catalytic subunit. The transcript has 8 exons. The coding region runs from base 16 to 1416 and encodes 466 amino acids. The record is from RefSeq and is a predicted model, not a curated record. NCBI's taxonomy places the organism in Eukaryota, Viridiplantae, Streptophyta, Magnoliopsida, Poales, Poaceae. Gene Ontology annotation, biological process: regulation of GTPase activity.